Messenger RNA from Penicillium digitatum Pd1, 933 nucleotides. RefSeq lists its product as uncharacterized. The record is from RefSeq and is a predicted model, not a curated record. NCBI's taxonomy places the organism in Eukaryota, Fungi, Ascomycota, Eurotiomycetes, Eurotiales, Aspergillaceae.
AUGGCGUUUUGGGUGGACUGGGAGCUUUGGGAGAAGUUGAGCGUGGUCCUGGUGCUCCUUUAUGCCUUUUGCGUUCUCGGCUGGAAUCGCUGGAUGCUGAGUAAAUUUGCUGCGACAGAGGCAAAGCAACGAGAGGAGGAAGCUGAGGUCUACCCAAUGCUGCACAAGGAUGACAUCCCUUUCGGCGCCAGAGCUUUGGAAAGAGGUGUAGAAGUUGAAGGGAUAUGGGUUUCAGAUCCCAACACACCCACACAAAGUCCGCGUCGGCCUGCAACUCCAGCUGCAAGUCGAUCGGCCAGUCCAGCGCCAAGGUCGCUGCAUAGAACCCUUGACGCCCCUGGCUGCUCGGUGGAAUCCCAGACUUCUAUGGUCAGCCCAAAGCCUAUGCCACCAGCUGCCCGACGUGAAGUCGUUUCCGAGCUCGACCUAGCCUCCGCAGGCUUCUAUGAGAACCAAAGACCCGCCGGAAUUUAUAGUAGAGCCAGUCUGCCCAUCAACCCAAAUGCGAUGCGCAUGUCACCUGCACAGGAGGAAUCGCUGAUCGGCUUAAAGGACGCAGCGGGCAGCGGAAAGCGUGUUAGCUUCCACACGCGGCUAUUCGGUACAACCUCUAGUCUCGACAAUAAGGACUGCCCAGGAGGAUUGGAUGGCGCCAAUGAGGAUAUGGAGUAUGUCUCGGCCAUUAGCGAAUCAUCUUCCGGUCUUUCAUCAGAGAACAAGCGGAGCUCACGAUUCACGAAACGUCUUCGCCGGCGAUCAUCCGAAGAGUUCCGACGCAGAAUGAGCCAGAUUUUCAACGAAAACAUCCAGACGGGGCUGCCGGCCGAAGAGCUCGAGUUCGAUCCGGCUCUGCGUCAGUACCAGAGACGGUUUCGGAAGUCGUUGCUUCGUCCUUUUCGCCCUUGGCUCGAUUCUCCUGGAAAUCAACAGUAG